Molecule: messenger RNA, 678 nt
Organism: Penicillium waksmanii
Lineage: Eukaryota; Fungi; Ascomycota; Eurotiomycetes; Eurotiales; Aspergillaceae
Product: FG-GAP repeat domain-containing protein
Exons: 2
Coding region: 1-678 (225 amino acids)
Source: RefSeq, a predicted model, not a curated record
AUGUUUAGUGCAGGGUCAAGCCCAUACUCAGUUGCAGUAGGUGAUUUCAACGAAGAUGGCCAUCUUGAUAUCGUGACUGUGUCUCAAGAUCACGAUACAGUAGUCGUCUUGUUCGGGAAUGGAUUAGGGAGCUUCCAGCCACAGACCGAAUUCUCAGCCGGGGCUGAUCCGCUUGGUGUUGCAGUUGGCGACUUCAACGAGGAUAGCCAUCUUGAUAUCGUGGUUACAAACGGCAACGAUAAUUCAAUUGCAUUUACUGUAGGGGUCGGCCCGAUUGAUAUUGCAGUAGGUGAUUUUAACGGAGAUGGCCAUCUCGAUGCUGUAGCUGUUAAUAGCGUCAGCAAUUCAGUGAGCGUCUUACUUGGAAAUGGCUUAGGGAGUUUCCUGCCACAGGCGGCAUUCCUCGUGGGGUCCAAUCCAAGUCGUGUUGCAGUGGGCGACUUCAAUAGAGAUGGCCACCCCGAUAUCGUGGCUACAUCUUCCAGCACAAACUCAGUGAGCGUGUUGAUUGGAAAUGGAUUGGGGAGCUUCCAGUCGCAGGCCAUAUCUCCCGUGGGUACUUCUCCGAUUGGUGUUGCAGUGGGCGAUUUCAACGAAGAUAGCUACCUCGAUAUCGUGACUGCGAAUAGCGACGCCAGCUCACUGAGCAUCUUAUUUGGAAAGCCUUGCGAUACUUAA